Molecule: messenger RNA, 870 nt
Organism: Ambispora gerdemannii
Lineage: Eukaryota; Fungi; Glomeromycota; Glomeromycetes; Archaeosporales; Ambisporaceae
Source: the annotation of a GenBank genome assembly
AUGUCAAAUUCAAAACGGUCGUCCUCUGAAACGACACUUCAAGAGGAGACCUUGUCAAUAUCACCCAAUUCUGCCGGUAACAAGCAAGAGGUAAACGCAGCAGUUGAGCCUUGUCUGCCUCUCACCUGCAAUUUUGCAGAUCUGCCUUCGUGGCUACAGGAUAAUCGCGAUAUUUUGCGUGGCUAUCGCCGUCCAACUUUUUCGUAUAUCAAAUGCGCAAAAUCUUUACUUUACCUUCACAAUGAAACCGGUACCAUUGCUUUCAUAGUUAUCGCAUUCACCACCUAUUUCUCCACACUGUCAAAUACCUCGUCUGUCAAAUGGUGGGACUUUCUGGUGUUUUACUGUUUUCUAGCGGGCGCGAUGGCUUGUUUAUCGCUCUCUUCAUUAUUUCACACCUUUUGCUGUCAUUCGGAAAAGGUUUGCGCUGAUUGGAAUAGAUGCGAUUAUAUUGGUAUUGUUGCUUUAAUUGUGUCAAUCGUAGUAGCAAUCGCGCCUACUUUUCGUUCACCGGAAUUCCGAUGGUUUCGUACGGGAUUAUUCCUUUCAAUGGGGCUAAGUGCUAUAUUCCCCAUAGCCCAUGCUAUUGCACUUUAUGGGUUCCAUCUGAGUUUCGACGUCAUAUCACUCAAGUAUAUGCUUGUAAUGGGAUUGUUUUAUGUUGCUGGAGCAGUUAUCUAUGGCUUCCGAGUUCCUGAGCGAUGGUUUCCUGGAAAAUUCGAUAUAUGGGGAUCAUCUCACCAAAUAUUUCACGUGUUUGUUGUAUCAGCUGCGCUGGUUCACUAUCACGGUGUCAUGUCAGCAAUGUCAUACUGGCACGAACGGAAUCAUGAGUGUAAAGUGGAUAUUCAGUCGAUGCGGCCAAGUUAA